ACUGCUCAAAUGAAAUAACAACUGUCACAGAGCUGUAAUUUCUUAAAGUUUUGGGUGUGAAACCACAAGGCUCUAAAAUGCUUGGGUGUUACCUUUACAGAAAUGGCGCGUACAGCACUGUUCUCAGCUUCUCUCUACAACUCCAAAAAGAUUAAAUAACAUACAUAAAGCAAAUCUAUUUAGCCCAAUGGAUUCUGAAGUCUUGAAAGUGGUUGGGUGACAUGAAUGUUGUAAUGUAAAAUGUCUCCACGGAGUGCUUGGAACACAGAGACUGACUGUUUUCAAAUGAUUUGCUAGUUCUUUUUUAUCUAUGUAAGAUAAGAACGAACAGAUCCAGAGAUGCCAAUCACAGUCAGUGUGGAGGUCAACAGACGGCGAUUUAAUGCAUUAAAUACAAACAGAUAAAAAAGGAAUCAAGACUGAUAUCAGCUCUGGAUUAGCAUGAUCCUGCAUUGAGACAAUGUCAUGAUUCCUUUGCAUUAAAUGCUAACAAACAAUAUGGGAUACAGUAAUGUUGUCUUUGAGAAAACAAUGGUUAAAAGAAAAUGUUAAAGUGUGUAAAGCUGUUUGGACGGAUAUUUUUUGCAAGCAUCCAUGUAUUUGUGCGUGAUGUGAACAUGUAACCAUUUCACCCUGGUGUUUCUGAGUCAGACCUUUUUGUUCCCGUUUUCUCUGUUCAUAACUUUGGUGUUAUUUAACUGAAGCUUCUGUCCUGCUCUACUGUUGAAGCAAGGCUGUUAUGAAAAACCUCAACUGGACUCUUUCUGCAGCACAAAUGGCUCCAGUUCUUCUGCUGCUGUCUCUUCCUCUUGCCCUCUGCUGUCAAACGGCCCCCAGCACCGCAUGCGAGAAUCUGCCUUUCGUACCCGGGCAUAAUUUGGUAGGAGAGGGCUUCGAUAUCGUGCGAAUGAAGACCACCGGAGCCUUCGUGGUGGACGUGCUGAACUACAUGACUGGAGGGGACCACGGAAACUGCACUUUGUGUGACAACACACUGCUCAAUAAGAAGCAGAAGUUGCCGGCGUCUGUAGUCGACUGGCGCAUCAAGGUUCAAUGUCGCCGUAGUCUCAGCGCCAAGGUGCACGAAUCCGCCAGUUCGGUGCUUAAAGAUACCGCCACUUCUACCAGCGUCAGCUGGAAGGUUGGCUUGAGCGUGCCGAUGGUGGCGGGCGUGGCUGUGGGUGGCACUCAUUCAAGUGCCGCCAGGUUUGCCAAGAGCCACGCGUCUCAGGACAAGUUCUCCUUCACGAGCCACACCUUCUCCUGUCGCUAUUACUCAUUCCGUCUCCACGCUCAACCUCAGUUGACCAAAGAGUUCAAGGGUUCUCUCAACACCCUUCCUGCUCAAUUCAACAGUAAGUCCGAGGCGGCCUACAACCACUUCAUCUCCAUCUACGGAACGCACUUUCUGCGACAAGUCGACCUGGGUGGUCGCGUAAAAUCGACCACCGCCGUGAGGACCUGCAAGGUCGCGAUGACGGGACUUUCGGUGCAAGAUGUGAGCAACUGCUUAUCGGCAGAGGCGUCCGGAGUCAUAAAGGGUGUGAAGGUGAGCGCACAGACGAGCUACUGCAAAGCCAAACAGCAAAAACUAGAGAGGGGCAACAGCUUCAGCGCAUCUUUCUCUGACCGCGUCAGUGAAAUAAUGGGAGGCAACGGCGAGGCUCAGGAUAUCCUCUUUGCGCCAAGCAACAAAAGCGGGUAUGGUGCGUGGCUCAAGACGUUGAAGACAUUGCCGGGCGUGGUGUCCUAUACGCUGACCUCACUGCACAUGCUGGUUACACACGACCCGGUGAGAAAAGCCAGUUUACAGGCGGCCAUUAGUACAUACAUAACGAAAAGCGCUGUAUCCAUUUCUUGCCCUUCCAGUUGUAAGGUGGGCCGGCGUAACGGUAACUGUGCGUGUAAAUGCAGCGGCCAUCAACGUGUUGAUAGUAAUUGCUGUCCAAGCAAGCCAGGAGUGGCAACUUUGAGCGUGACCGUGGUGAGCGCCGCAGGACUGUGGGGAGACUGGUUCUCUAAAACCGAUGGUUAUGUGAAAAUAUUCUACGGAGGUGCGGCGGAUACGACCCCUGUGAUUUGGAACAACAACUUUCCUCAGUGGAACCAUAAGCAUACCUUUGGAACCGUGGAUCUGACGGAAAGAAAACCAGUGAACUUUGAGGUGUGGGACCGCGAUAACCGCUGGGAUGAUGAUCUGCUGGGAAAAGGUGCUAUUGUCCCAUCUCAAGGCACCAACGUGCAGACACGGAUGAAGCUAAAGCAUGGCACUCUUCUGGUCUCCAUUACUGCAAAUUGUGGUCCGAGUCUUGCAAGUUCAUACUGUGAAAAAUAUGCCCCUGCACCAGAUAGCGUCAGUACUCUCACCGAUUACAACCCCUUCAAACCAGUUUCAUUCCAAGAAUCUAAUGGUCUUCCUGAAAACACUUUUCUGUAAAAAAACAUAAUCGUUUGAUUGUAAAAUAAUCUAAAACUUGAUGUAGAACUUAAAGUGCCAAUUAAUGCUAACUAAUGUAUUUAAAUAGAACAAAUAUUUGACAACAAAGAUAAAAAUUUGACUACAUAACUUUAGAUUAUAAAUAAUUCUUGACAUCCCUUAAAUUACAUUGUCAGUAUAUCUCUAUAUAUUUUCAUUAUUUAGUUAGGAAAGUUACAUUAAGUUACAUUUGGUGGGGGAACAAAGACGUUUGACUGGGGUGGAGUUGGGUCAGCGUUUAUCUUUUUGACAGUGUUGGCAUCCACACACAAGGCGUCAACCCACUGCUGCAGUUUUCAAAGUGCAUGUUGACAAUUUUCCAAAUUAAUUCUGAAAAGUAAACGCAUAAGAGCGUAUAGAUGAGGAAUUACGUGAAUGAAAGUGUUAGGGAAAAAAUACAAAAAUAAUAAGGAAAAAUAUUCAAAUCUGAUGUGUGAUAAACUGUAUGUAUACUGUUCAUCAGAUAUAUAAUUUUGUUGGGUAUUUACCAUGAGGACAGAAGAUUAUUCUAUAAUUUUGAUUAAAUGUCUUUGUAGAUAUUUUAGAUUAAAAGCAAGGGAAUCCUUAAACAUCUAACCUUAAAAUAUAAAAUUUUACUUGUAUAGCUGAUGCAGUAAAUACCAACAAUCCCAAUAGAUUUUAGGAUGUGUAUGGCGUUAACAUAAAACAAUGUCCAAAUAUCACAGUAUUUUAUGCUUUUGUACAAUUUUGUGUCGUAUCAUGUAUUUAGUUUCAAUUAAAAUGAUAAUGUCUAGAAAAGGCUGAAUGUGGAAAUGUCAAAAUGGCUCCUGUUACAUUUUAAUUUCAUCAUUCACUGUAAUUGGUUAUAUGUAAACUGUAAGUGUAACAAUAUCUGAUAUAUAUUUUAAACAUUACACAGAUACUGUAUAUUUUCAAUGCAUCUAUAUUAAAUAAAUUUAAAAGACAAAUG
Messenger RNA from Triplophysa rosa, 3407 nucleotides. It is a transcript of the gene prf1.3, whose product is annotated as perforin 1.3. The transcript is spliced from 4 exons. The record is from RefSeq and is a predicted model, not a curated record. NCBI's taxonomy places the organism in Eukaryota, Metazoa, Chordata, Actinopteri, Cypriniformes, Nemacheilidae. Bases 740 to 2437 code for a protein of 565 amino acids.